AUGCGCUCUGUUCUGCGAUUGGCUGACACUUUGCGCGUUCCCAAGCAGCUAAAACUCGAGGCUCCACUGUCCGGUGGUCUGAUCGCAGGCGCUGGUCUUGGCUCGAGGGGCAGGGCGUUCAGCUGCUACUUGCCCGACACCCAGCAGUUGGGGAGGCCCGUCUGUCUCCCUGAUAACGCGGCAGUGCCCGGAAGAGUGCCCUGGGCCCUGGAUGAUAGCUGUACCCGACCCUGCGGGGUAGGGCUCCACGAACGUCGUGGAUAUCUUCACAAAAAUUUUCUUCUGGAGCCAUUGGUGCCAAAAACAUGCCCAAGGCCAAUUCAGAGGUCCAUGGGGCCAGCUAGCCUGAGCUUGCUCACCUUUAAAGUCUAUGCAGCUCCAAAAAAGGACUUACCUCCCAAAAAUCCCAUGAAGGCUGAUGAGCUUUCAUUCUACUUAGUUCCCAAGGGUCAAUAUAAAUAUGUGGAGGAGUUAAGAACCCAGCUGGAAGAAAGCAUCUCUCAGCUCCGACAUUAUCGUGAGCCACAUACAAGUUGGUGUCAGACAGCUAUGAAUAUCUCCAAAAUGUAUCCUCUGGGUUUUUUUCCAAGACUUGGUGCUAUAAUUUUGCUGGCCUUGUUGGACUCCUUUUGGCUACAGACAGGUUCAAACAUAAAGAAGCUGGUGUAUCCACCUGGUUUCACAGCAUUAGCUGCCUCUAUCUAUCAUCCACAACAAGCCAUUGUGUUUGCCCAGGUCAGCGGGGAGAGAUUAUAUGAUUGGGGUUUACAAAGAUACAUAGUCAUAGAAGAUACAUGGAAGGAGCACUUUCAAAAGCUAGGAAAUGAGAAUUCACCUAUAAAUAAGAAGAAAAUGCCAUGCUUUGCCCAUUUUAAUCAGUUACAGGUAAGCAUUGGAAUCUCCUUACAAUAA
Messenger RNA from Macaca mulatta (Rhesus monkey), 912 nucleotides. NCBI's taxonomy places the organism in Eukaryota, Metazoa, Chordata, Mammalia, Primates, Cercopithecidae. The record is from RefSeq and is a predicted model, not a curated record.